AUGCCUUCCUGGGAAAGAGAUCUGGGGAAGGCCUGUGUUGUGGACAGAGGAAGUCCAAAUGUAGAACGAAGUGAUCUCAGUCUGGAAGAGACUCAUGACGCCGUCUCCUCUUUCCCGGUUUCAGAGGUUCACGAUCCGCCGCCGAAAAACACUAGCAGAUGCAAUGUGCCCUCUGAGAGCAUGUACAAACACCUCUACUGGCGAAGUUUGAAGGAUGCCGACAACUUCUGGAAGGAGCGGGCAUUGGAGAAGCUUCGCUGGUUCCAGCCCUUCACGAAGACUCAGCACGGGUCGCUUAAAGAUGGAGACAUCUCGUGGUUUCUAAAUGGGAAACUGAAUGUCUGCGACAACUGCGUGGACAGGUGGGCGGAGCAGUACCCUCAGCGGGUUGCGCUGAUAUGUGAGGGUGACAACUCGGAUGAGAGUCAAGUGGUGACUUAUAGAGAAUUGCAAGAUCAAGUGUGUCGCUUCGCGAACCUCCUUAAGAGCCUUGACGUGCGCAAAGGCGACAUCGUCACCAUCUAUCUCCCGAUGAUCCCCGAGAUUGUCUAUGCGAUGUUGGCUUGUGCGAGAAUCGGCGCCGUCCACAGCGUCGUCUUCGCCGGAUUUUCAGCCAACAGUUUGGCGGAGCGUUUGGAAGAUGCAAACAGUCGCGUGUUGAUAACAGCGACCAACGGCUUGCGGGGAGGACGCGUGGUGCGUCUUAAGGCGGUGGUCGACGAGGCCUUGAAGUUGUGCUCUUGUGUGCAGCACGUCGUCUUGUUCAGGAAGUCUGCUGACCCCGCGAGUUUUGUCGACGGCCGCGACCUCUCUGGAGAUGAUUUGUUGCCACAGAUGAGGCCUUACUGCCCUUUGGAAACAAUGGACAGCGAAGACCUCCUCUUCAUCCUUUACACCUCUGGCUCAACAGGCAAACCCAAGGGCGUGUGCCACACUACUGCAGGGUAUUUGUUGUAUGCUGCUUUAACCCAUGAGUACAUCUUCGACUACCAUCCUGGCGAUACCUUCGGAUGUAUGGCCGACUGCGGCUGGAUCACCGGCCAUUCCUACACUGUCUACGGACCCCUCUGCAACGGCGCAUCCACAAUUCUCUUUCAGGGCACUCCCACAUACCCAAAUCCUGGGAGGUACUGGGAACUGGUGCAGAAGUGGAAAGUGACUCAACUGUACACAUCGCCUACGGCCAUCAGGGCGUUGAUGCAGCACGGGGACGAGUGGCCGAAGAAGUACGAUUUGAGCACUUUGCGCGUCAUUGGGUCUGUGGGGGAGCCGAUAAACCCAGAGGCGUGGCGGUGGUACUUUACCAAUGUGGGGCGGAGCCAGUGUUCAGUCGUCGACACAUAUUGGCAAACUGAGACCGGCGGCCACGUGUUGGCGCCUUUUCCAGGGGCGACAGUCACAAAGCCGGGGUGCGCGAUGGUGCCUUUCUUUGGAGUGGAACCAGCCAUUGUGGAUCCCCAGUCUGGGGAGGAAAAGACGGGAAACAAUGUCUGUGGCGUCCUCUGCAUCAAACGAUCGUGGCCCGGGAUGUGCCGAACGGUUCACCGAGCGCACAAGCGACUUCUGAACACCUAUUUGACUCCUUACCCCGGCUUUUACUUUACUGGUGAUGGCGCCUAUAGAGAUGCAGAUGGCCAUUACUGGAUCACCGGCCGCGUCGACGACACACUAAAUGUCUCAGGACACAGACUCAGCACUGCCGAGAUUGAACAUGCGUUGGUUCAACAUCCGAGUAUUGUUGAGGCAGCAGUUGUCGGCGUUCCGCACGAUGUAAAGGGCACUGCAGUGUUCUGCUUCGUAAUUUUGAAGGCCGAUGCUUCGGAGGAGGGUAUAGUGGAGCAGGCAAGGGCGCAAGUGAGGAAGGAGAUCGGCCCCAUUGCGACCCCCGACUUCAUCGUUGUGGCCCCAGGCCUCCCGAAGACGCAAAGCGGGAAGAUAAUGCGGCGUCUGCUGCGGAAGCUGUGCUGUCUAGACACCAACUUAGGGGAUACUACGUCCCUCUGCAACGCAGAGGUCAUUAACUCGCUGAGAGCUCUAGUGACGGAAACGGUUUUGGUGGAACGUAAAAAGCAAAUGGCAGCCCAGAACUCCAGAACUUCUGAUAAGCGCACGGAAAACAGCGCAAAAUAG
This is a messenger RNA of Eimeria maxima, 2130 nucleotides long. RefSeq names its product acetyl-coenzyme a synthetase, putative. The record is from RefSeq and is a predicted model, not a curated record. Gene Ontology annotation, molecular function: acetyl-CoA synthetase activity; AMP binding. Lineage: Eukaryota; Apicomplexa; Conoidasida; Eucoccidiorida; Eimeriidae. Bases 1 to 2130 code for a protein of 709 amino acids. The transcript has 15 exons.